This is a messenger RNA of Etheostoma spectabile (orangethroat darter), 2272 nucleotides long. RefSeq names its product bone morphogenetic protein 16 (gene bmp16). Gene Ontology annotation, cellular component: extracellular region. Bases 534 to 1970 code for a protein of 478 amino acids. Gene Ontology annotation, molecular function: cytokine activity; growth factor activity. The transcript has 3 exons. Lineage: Eukaryota; Metazoa; Chordata; Actinopteri; Perciformes; Percidae. The record is from RefSeq and is a predicted model, not a curated record.
GGACAGAGUGAAGAGGAAGGGAGAGAGACAUAGUAAGGAGGUUUAGGAACUAGAGAGAGUUUUUGCCAGUGAUACAGUGCAGGCAGACAGACAGACACAACAAAUUUUCCUCCUGCAGCUUCCAUAUGCACUGCAGCAACACUAGUGUGUUUUAAACAUCCAGUGCAGGCAACUGGGAAAGGGAGUUGCCUACUUGCAGAGGUCAGGCAGGCAGAGGGGAAGCCGGUGGAUGUUUUUAAGAGUUUGCUUAUCUGACACUGACAACAGGAUGAGAAGCUGAGUGAGGAAGCAGUCAGGGGAGAAAAACAUGGAGAGAGCAGCAUUACCGACAGCCCAUGUACAUAGGAGACAUAGAAGAGACAGACACAGGUUACCUUGAGAGAGGUAAAAAAAAAAAAAAAAAGAAGAGGUAAAUAGUCCACUUUGCCCAUUCUGUCCAAAGGAGAGGGAGCGAGAGCCGAGGGAUCGUAACACUGGAGCUCAAGGAUAAACCAUGGACUCUGCAUACAUCCCACCACACCUGGACGUCCACCAUGUUCCCUGCUAACCUCCUGCUCCUCAUGGUCCUGCUGCUACCUCAAGCCUCGUCUGGUCGCCAGGGUGGAGACACCAGCAAGAUUGACCAUGACAGGGUGCCUUCGUCCAUGUCGCCCCCACCCGCUGGUCCCCUCCACCUGGAGCCCAGUCUGGCUCUGACCAUCCAGAAUCUCCUCCUGAGCCGUCUGGGCCUGCAGUCACAACCCAACCCUCGGUCGGAAGUGCCAGUGCCUGGGUACCUCCUGGAUCUUUAUCGCUUCCACCAGCAGCAGUACCAUCUAGUGGAGGACCCUUCGUUUAGCUUCCCCAGCCAGCACAUCCAGCAGGCUAACACCGUACGCAGCUUUCACCACACUGAGCCCCUUGGUGACAAUCCCAUAGCAGUGGAUCGUAAGAGGGUGCACAUCUCCUUUAACGUUUCCUCCAUCCCUCAGGAUGAGAGAGUGAUCUCCGCUGAGCUUCGGCUCCUCCGUAGUCACAGAGCCUCCCUGGGUCCUGGGGCCCACAGACUAAACCUUUACCUCGCUGAGCAUCAUAAGGACCCUGAGCCAACCCUGCUGGAAACAAGGUUACUCCCCACGGGCCUCCACGGUCAUAAAGCAAGUGGUUUCUGGGAGGCCUUUAGCCUAAGUGCAGAGCUCCUCCAUGAGGCCCUUGCUGGGACUGGCAGUCUGGGCUUCCUCCUGGAGGUCAAACCUGAGAACAGCACCGCCUCGCUCCCUGACCAGCAUCUCUUCUCUGCAGCAGGUGAGAAGGAGGCAGAGAAACACAAGCAGGGACACCUGAGGGUAUGCAGGUCUGUGGGUCAAGACGAGCACAGCUGGGCCCAGGAGAGACCCCUCUUGGUGACUUAUAGUCAUGACGGGCGUGGGGAGCCCUUGGUCAAACAUGGCAGGAGGACCCCCAAUGGAGGCCAGAGGAUGAGAGGAAGAAAGGGGACAAAAGAGAGGGCCAGGAGCAGCAGCAAGGGCCGAAAUAGAGACCAAGCCUCUGGGAGGGCCAAAAAAACGGGGUAUAGAGCGCCGGGCUGGGGGGGUGAUAAAGGAAGAGUCAGUUGGAGCGAUAGUGGAAGGGUGAAAAGAAAUGGUGGUCGUGCUGCGAAACUGAAACGCCUUUCUCGUAACAGAUGCCGCCGUCAUCCUCUAUAUGUAGAUUUCAACGAUGUGGGCUGGCAUAAGUGGAUCAUUGCACCCAGCGGCUACGAUGCCUUCUUCUGCCUGGGAGAGUGUCGCUUUCCUCUGGCCGACCACAUGAACUCCUCCAGCCACGCGAUGGUGCAAACUCUGGUAAACUCUGUGAAUGGAGCAGUGCCCCGGGCCUGCUGCGUCCCCACCUCCCUCAGUCCCAUCGCCCUGCUCUACCUGGACCCUCAAGACCGAGUGGUGCUGAAGAAUUACCAGGACAUGGUGGUGGAGGGCUGCGGCUGCCGGUAGUGGGCUGGAGAACUCACCCAGAGAAAGCCAGACGUGGACUGAGGAGCAUCGAGGGAAUAGACAAAAGACUGAAGCAUGAAAAGGCAGAUGGUGGGAAGAAGAGAAUGUUGAAGCCAGCUAACUGCAAACAGACAUGGAGACUGAUAGAGACAAAUGUAAUGUGUGGCGUGAGGAGGAUGAGUGGAGAGGAGGGAGAUAAGGGAAUGGAAAUAGCAGCUAAAUCUUCAUUAUCAGGGGCAAAGAAAACACAGUCAGACAUAGAAAGAGAAAAAAAAGAGUGGCAGAAACAGACAAAAUCUGCC